AGAUAUAUAAUCCAUUACACUCCAGGCUCAAAGGGGGCUGCUAUAAUUUUUAGGGUUUUCGUUUCGCCGUCCGCAAGCCCUAGUCGCUGAGCUCUGCCCGCAAUCCAGUAAUGGCCCCAAAGAAAGGUGUGAAACCAGCUGCAGCAGCUAAGAAGAAACCGGAGAAGGUAGUGAACCCGCUGUUCGAGAAGCGUCCAAAGCAGUUUGGGAUAGGAGGGGCAUUGCCCCCGAAGAAAGAUCUGCACCGGUUUGUGAAGUGGCCCAAGGUUGUUCAAAUUCAGAGGAAGAGAAGGAUCCUCAACCAGCGCUUGAAGGUCCCACCUCCCUUGAACCAAUUCACCAAGACCCUUGACAAGAACCUUGCAACGACUCUAUUUAAGACGCUUCUCAAGUACAGGCCUGAAGAUAAAGCAGCAAAAAAGGAGCGCCUUUUGAAAAGGGCUCAGGCUGAGGCUGAAGGAAAACCUGUGGAGGUUAAAAAGCCAAUUGUUGUGAAAUAUGGUCUCAACCAUGUCACCUACCUCAUUGAGCAGAACAAAGCACAAUUGGUUAUUAUCGCUCAUGAUGUGGACCCAAUAGAAUUGGUCGUCUGGCUUCCUGCACUGUGCAGGAAGAUGGAGAUUCCGUACUGCAUCGUGAAAGGAAAAUCUCGAUUGGGAACUAUCGUCCAUAAGAAAACUGCUUCAGUUCUGUGCCUGACCACUGUGAAGAAUGAAGACAAGAUGGAAUUCAGCAGAAUCUUGGAGGCUAUUAAGGCUAACUUCAAUGACAAGUAUGAUGAGUACAGGAAGAAGUGGGGUGGUGGUAUCAUGGGUUCCAAAUCCCAGGCCAAAACAAAGGCCAAAGAGAGGCUUCUUGCGAAGGAAGCUGCUCAAAGGAUGAACUAAGAGAAGACUUAAUAAUCAUAUUUAUCUCACUUGCUAGGAUGAGGCUUGUCUGUUGACUUUCUUCAAUCCUGGAUUUUUGUUAUGUCAGUGUUAUCCAGUUUUUGUUUUUGUUUUUGUUAUUGUCUUUGUUUGUUUGUUUGUUUGUUUUUUUUUUUGGCUGAUAAAUUCAGUGUUAUCUAGGUUUAAUUGGGAAGCUUUUGUUUUUGUUAAACAACAGUGAUGCUCAAAUUUAUGAAUUUGAAGUUCUCUGUCA
Molecule: messenger RNA, 1140 nt
Organism: Camellia sinensis
Lineage: Eukaryota; Viridiplantae; Streptophyta; Magnoliopsida; Ericales; Theaceae
Product: large ribosomal subunit protein eL8y
Biological process (GO): ribosome biogenesis
Cellular component (GO): ribonucleoprotein complex
Molecular function (GO): RNA binding
Source: RefSeq, a predicted model, not a curated record